Molecule: messenger RNA, 420 nt
Organism: Rotaria sp. Silwood1
Lineage: Eukaryota; Metazoa; Rotifera; Eurotatoria; Philodinida; Philodinidae
Source: the annotation of a GenBank genome assembly
AUGUUCAGUAAGUCACAGCAUGAGGAUAUUUUUGAUAUUAAAGCUGCACAAGUUCAAUAUGAACAAUGUUUUGUGCCUCUUCUUUAUCAUGAACUCUGGGAAGAAAUUAAGCGUGAUACGAAGGAGUAUGACUUAUUAAGAAAUGCUGGCGAUAUUGAAAUUCAAAUUAACGAACAUAAAUAUAAAACUACACGAUUAAUAGAUCAAUCUGAACCAGUAAUUCCAACUGCCUUAAUUUUCGCGACAUCCCUUAAUGUAGGUACUGGAAAAAGUAAAACAAUUGCUGGUAUUGUUAUACGACUUCUACCAAAAUUAAGCGAAGGGAAAAAAAUCUUACUCUGUGCACCAUCAAACAAUGCAUGUGACGAACUGCUCAAGCGAAUUUUAAAUGAACUUGAUUCUAAAUAUGAAACAGGUUAA